This is a messenger RNA of Verticillium alfalfae VaMs.102, 1413 nucleotides long. RefSeq names its product repressible alkaline phosphatase. Gene Ontology annotation, cellular component: fungal-type vacuole membrane. The transcript is spliced from 4 exons. The record is from RefSeq and is a predicted model, not a curated record. NCBI's taxonomy places the organism in Eukaryota, Fungi, Ascomycota, Sordariomycetes, Glomerellales, Plectosphaerellaceae. Gene Ontology annotation, molecular function: alkaline phosphatase activity. The coding region runs from base 1 to 1413 and encodes 470 amino acids. Gene Ontology annotation, biological process: dephosphorylation.
AUGCGCAGUGCUGCCGUCAUUGCUGGGGCCCUGGCCCCGGCUGUCCUCGCCGCCACCACGGCCAAGAACGUCAUCUAUAUUGUGCCCGAUGGCUACGGCCAGGCCUCGCAGACCAUGGCACGAGACUAUGUCUCCCUCAUCGAGACUGGCACGACGCCGCGUGCCCCCAGUAUCUUUGAGCUGCAGGCCGACCAGAUGGUCCGCGGUCUGGUCCGUACCCACGCCAGCAACAACCUCAUCACCGACUCUGCUGCUUCCGGUACCGCUUUUGCCUGUGGCUUCAAGUCUUACAACAAUGCUGUCGGCAUCACUCCUGAUUUUCAGCCCGUUGGCUCCAUCCUCGAGGCUGCCAAGCUUGCUGGCCUCAAGACUGGUCUCGUCGUGACGAGCACCAUCAACCACGCCACCCCUGCCGUCUACGCCUCGCACGUGCGCGACCGCAACAGCUAUGCCGAGAUCGCCGCCCAACAGAUCGGCCUGACCCACCCCCUCGGCCCACAGGUCGACAUCCUGCUCGGCGGUGGCCGCUGCUACUUCAAGCCCAACACGGCUUCCGGGUCGUGCCGUCGCGAUACCAAGGAUCUCUUUGGCUACGCCGAGGACCACGGCUACCAUGUCAUGCAGAGCCGUGACGAGUUCGAUGCGCUUGAGAAGGGUCUCGGUGACGUCCGGAUCCCCUUUGUCGGCCUCUUCAACGACGACCAGCUUAAGUAUGAGAUGGACCGCAAAAUUGACCAGGACGAGCCUUCGCUCCUCGAGAUGGUCGAGACGUCUCUCAACGCCCUUCACCGUGCCACCCACUGCAAGGAGAAGGGAUACUUCAUCAUGAUCGAGGCCUCGCGUAUCGAUCACGCCGGCCACGCCAACGAUCCCGCGGCCCACGUCCACGAGACCAUCAUGUACAACGAUGUCAUGGGCUUUUGCGGCGGGCUGACGCUCAACGGUUUCAACCCUCUGCCGCUGCAGAAAGCUAGGCGCUCGCGCGAGGGUGUUGAGCGCCUCUGGAGUGCUCGUCCCUCGGGUGCCGACCGUCGCGAGUACCUUGUGUCCGAGAUUCUUCCCGAGUACGGCCUCGCCGACGCUAGCAGCGCCGAGAUCACGAGCCUGCUCGCAGCGUCGAACCUAGGCAGCGCACUCGUCUCUCUGCUCAGCUCCCGCGCCGGUGUCAACUGGUCGACAGGCGGCCACACGGCGUCAGAUGUGACGCUGUUUGGAUAUGCCGCGGGUGACAAGGCUGAGGCGUUCAAAGGCGAGCUGGCCGGCCACUGGGACAACACGGAGCUGCCGCGUAUCGCCGAGAGGGUGCUUGGCGUGGACAUGGACGAGGUGACGAAGCUUCUGCGCGCCAACGGCACGAGCUGGGUGACGAAGCGCGAGUUUGAGACUAGCUCGAGUGGUCACCACACGCACUAG